AUGCUAGAAGGUACCAAUUUUGCCAUAUACACCGACCACAAGCCAUUAGUAUACGCAUUUAACACCAAGCCGGAUCGCCACUCGCCGAGAGAAAUCCGCCACCUCGACUUCAUAUCGCAGUACACGACGGAUAUACGCCACAUCAAAGGGACGACCAACUUAGCAGCCGAUGCACUUUCACGUGCGCAGAUCAAUGCUAUCCACACCACGUCUACAAUUGAUCUGGCACGUAUAGCAGCUGACCAGGAGAAUGACGAAGAACUUCUAAAGCUCCGGAAUUCGUCAUCUCUGAAAUUUCAGCAUGUUCCGCUACCAUCAUCCACGGCCCAUAUUUGGUGUGAUAUCUCCACUGGUUACCAACGCCCUUAUGUACCACAGAAAUAUCGUCGAGAAGUUUUCUCUGCUCUACAUUCUCUGUCACAUCCUGGUAUUUGCUCCACUCAAAAGCUGAUAUCGACCCGUUUUGUGUGGACCAGUAUCAACAAGGAUAUCAGAGAAUGGACCAAGUGCUGUGUUGCGUGCCAAAAAGCGAAAAUCCACCGGCACAUAAAAUCACCAAUCGGUUCAUUUUCGCAACCCGACGCGCGAUUUCAGCACGUGCACAUCGAUAUCGUCGGACCCCCGCCACCUUCGCAGAACUAUUCAUAUCUGCUAACUUGCACUCGGCAACUCCAGCGAACACCACAGAUUCUGCACAACCCCGACACACCAAAUCAGGAAGAACAGUUCGAUGGCCAGCAAGGUUUGUGCAAGUUUUUCGGGCCUGCAUUCCUCAUGACCUUUUCAGCGUACAUGUUGAAGGCUGCUCGUAAUAGGAUGCAACCUUGCCAAGUGCCUUUUCCAAUCUCAAACCAAUCAGUGUCACCAUAUGGUGUCCGUACUGUAGCCUCUUGGUUUCGAUAG
Messenger RNA from Octopus sinensis (East Asian common octopus), 903 nucleotides. RefSeq lists its product as uncharacterized. Lineage: Eukaryota; Metazoa; Mollusca; Cephalopoda; Octopoda; Octopodidae. Bases 1 to 903 code for a protein of 300 amino acids. The record is from RefSeq and is a predicted model, not a curated record. The transcript is spliced from 3 exons.